ACUUAGCAGGCUAGCUACGAAAUUUUCAGUUUCCUUAGUUUAUUAAAACUCGAGAGUUGUUCGCGUUGUCUAAUGAUGUGUUUACGUUACUUAACCAAAUGACCUGUGACAGGAGAUAAAUAUUCGGCUUCACGGCCGUGUCUCGUCACUUUGCCAGUCAGUCAGUCUCGCGUCAACAUUUCAAGUGCAGUGCGCCAUUGAGCUUGCAAGAUAAAAAAAGGAAUGUGUUUAUCGUUUCUCGUAACUUUGUUGUAACAAGGACUAGUGUUCUAGUUCGUAAUGUGGCAAAUGGAAAACUUUUAGCACGUAUCAGUCAUGGCAGAGUGUAUAGAAUUUCGUAAGAUAUUAAAGUGUUGUUUUAGACCAACGAGAGGAUCGCAGUUACGGAUAUGGACCUUGUGUUUUAUUAUAUUAGGGCUUCCCAGCAUAUAUUCGGCAUGUCAUUUUGUUGGCACAUAUCCACCAGGCACAAUAAAUGUAUUAUAUGGUCAACCAUUGGAAAUAUUUUGUGUUGCAGAGAAAAACUAUUCUUCUAGAGAUAUUGAAUUUUCACUUUAUGGCAAGCAGCUGGAUUCUGAGAUAGUGAACAGUACAACUAUUAGGCUAUAUAUAGAGAAACCUGAAAAACAAGUAAAUACUUACUAUUGUAAAAAUACUAAAUCUGGAAAAAAUUGUAUCAAUAGAGUAUUAGUGGACUCACUUCCUCCAAAUGUAACUGAUUUUAAAUGUAUUUCAAACAAUCUGGAAAUUUUAAAUUGUUCAUGGAUAAAAGCUGACACUGAAAGUGCUUUAAGAUAUAAUUUGACAUUUGAAUCUAAUGGAAACUUUGUAACACCUUGUACUGUGCAAAUGGUAGAAAAUUCAAAGACCAAAUAUUGUAUAUGGAACUCACAUAGUUUCCCCAGAUAUAGAGAGCAAGAAAAAGUAUUUUUUUUUGUAAUGGAAACUUGUAACUAUUUUGGGUGCAAUAGUCAAAACUACAGCAUAGACCAUUAUUCUAUAGUAAAACCUGAUCGCCCAUUAAAUUUAAAAUCAGUUAAGAUUGGGACACAUAGCGUCCUUUUAAAGUGGAAUGUUCCAAAUACUAUUGUUGAUUUCUUAGAUUGUGGAGUAGUUCAUAAAAUAGAAUAUCAAAUAGAAAAAAUAGACAAUACUACUUUUUUCCAUGAAGUAAAUGCAUCAUCCUUGCCUUUUAAGAAUAAAACUUAUAAAUUUAAUUUGACAUUACCAUAUGCCCAUAUGAAGUAUGAAGUAAGGAUUUCUAUUAAAUCAAGAAAAGCACCAGAUUCAAAAGAAUUUUGGUCUGAUAAUAGCUUUUUAAUAUUCUACACAGAUAGUGAACCACCUCAAAGGCCUCCAGAUACUUGUGCAGGUGCAUUUGAUAGAUCUGUUUUUGUUGGAAAUUAUAGAAUGCUAUAUAUUUACUGGAAGCAAUUAGAAGAAUAUGAACAAGCUGGAGCAAAUUUUACAUAUAAAGUAUUAGUGUCACAGGAUAAUAAAACACAGAUUUUGUUCCCUGACAAAAACAAAAGUUUAAGUUAUGUGAUGCUUAAUGCUUCUGUAAGUUCAAUGGAUGUUACAAUUUGGUCUUUUAACCAAAUGGGCUCAUCAGUAAACAGUAGCAACUUAUACAUACCAUCUGAAAAGAAUAUAGAGUCUUUAGGUUUGACAUCAUUUACAAAACUAGCUUAUGAAAAUGGAACAUAUGAAUUAGCUUGGGGUGGAAGUAAUGAAAUUGAUAACUAUACUCUGUUUUGGUGUCAACAUAACAGUACAAAUAUAUGCAUUGGCCAAAUGAAUUAUACUGUUCUUGAUCCCACAAAAAGCCGCUAUGUUAUAGAUCUUCCAAGAGAACACAGAUAUCAAUUUGCCAUUUCAGCUAACAAUGGGACUACUACAAGUGGAAUAGUGUGGGCUAAAUGUGAUAUUUCGAAAGAGGGGUUUGUUAUGUAUCGUUUUAAUAUGCACUUACAAUAUGAUAUCCCUGGUAAAACAUUUGUAAACCUCAAAUGGGAGAUGGAAUGUGUUUUACAAGAUGGCAUUAUAACUGGAUAUAACAUUAGCUACUGUCCAACUUUGCGGACAGGUCCAAAUUGUGAUAAAUCUUUUGAAACUAAACAUGUAUAUAUUUCCAAUCCUAAACAGACUAACAAAACAAUAGAGGGAUUAUUACCAUUUAGAACAUAUCAAUUUUCUAUUGCAAUAAAUACAAUUUUUGGACAAAAAACUGUUGAAAAUGCUUCAGCACAGUUAACUACAUCUGAAGAUACACCUACAAGUCCUGUAAAUUUAGCAAUUUCUGAUGUUACAAAUAAUUCAUUGGUGAUAUCUUGGGAUCCACCCUAUCAGAGGAACGGUAAUAUUGGAAAAUAUAUAGUUAACAACUUCAAUAAGGAGAUUUAUGUUGAUAAAGUGUCAGAAACAGAUAAAUCAAGAAGGAUUGUGACUUUAACAGGUCUACAAGCUUUUAGCAAUUAUUCAUUAACUGUGCAGGCAUGUAAUAUUCCAAUUAAUGCUUGUUCUAAACAUAGUUUAUCUUUAUAUGUGAGGACUGCAAUUGGUACUCCUAGUAGAUUGAAAGCACCAACAACUAUUAUAAAUAAUCCUGAUAAACUUAGAUGGGAACCUCCUGAAAUACCAGGAGGCACAGUAGAUCGUUAUCAAAUAAAAAUUAUUAAGGAUGAUAACUUACCUGAAAUCAUAAAUACCACUAAUCUAUCAUACACAUUUACACAUUGUGAAGGAGGAGUUUCUACUGAAACUUAUCAAGUUAGGGCAGUGAAUUUUGAUAAUGAUUUAUAUCAUGGUGUAAAAGGAGAUGCUAUUUUGAUAGCCAGAUUAAGUCCAGAUAACGAUGAAUAUCCUGGGCCUUGGAGUGAACCAAGUACAGUAGCAUGUAGAAGCAGAGAUGGUUUUACUAUGAUUAUAAUUUUCAUGGUUGUUUUUGCACUAGUUGGUUUUGGAUAUGGCUCUAUUAAACUUUACAAAAAGUAUAGAAAAAUGGAGGAUAUCAAACCAGUUUUACCUUAUGGCUUAGGCGAACCAGAAAAAGACAGAAGCAAAUUUCCCUAUCCUGAAUGGAAUCCUUCUACAAAAGAUGAAAAACCCUCAUCAGAUGAAAUGUUACUAUUACCAAAUACCAAAAGUAGCACUGUAUCGACCACAGAUAUAAAACAAAAAGACGACAUUUGUGCUGCUAGUGAUCAUACAGACAGUACUGCACUUUCAGAUUCUUCUAUAGGCCCUGUGGACAGACAAAUAUCUACAUCAGACGAUGGUUCUAAUUCAUCUUUACAUAUUGAAGCAGAUACUGAUAAGGGUGACGAAAAUACUAUAGUGCAAGAAGAUUCAUCUGAAGUUGACUCAGAAAGUUCAAGAGAAAAUUCACCAUAUUUCAGUGAUAAGACUUUCAAGAAAAAUCCGAAUAGUGGUUAUGUUCAACCAGUUGUUAGUACCACAAGUGGUUACGUACAAUCUGCGCCUGCCCCACUAAAGCCCUCUCAGUUGGCUAUAUACCCACAAGCAACAACAUCAAGCUAUGUUAUGGCAGGAUUGCCCCCACCUUUGUUCACAUCACGUCCAAAUCCUGUACUAACAUCUGGAUAUGUAAUGCCUGAAGAUGUCCAAGGCAAAUCAAUAAUGAGUUCUCCAAAGAUAAUGUCAGGGAACCCUAAAGGCUUGGGGCCAGAAAGCUUGCCAACUUUGCCUACCUUGCCACCUUCAGUUAAGCCCAGCACAGAUAGUAGUUAUAUUCAAUUGCAGUCAUUGGAUUCAUUGCCUAGUCUUAAGUCAGUACGUAACACAGUGCCAUUGAAGCCGCCCGCGUCGAGUGGGUAUAUAACUCCGGGUGACGUUGUCAUAAACAAGCACCUUAACAAUAUGAUGUCCGCUGGACAACUCCCUGAGGAUUCUGCCAUAUUAGAUCCAACUAUGUCCCCCGAUGCAUACUGUCGGUUUUCGUGGAGUACAGAUCCCGCCAAUGAUAACCUACACUCAUUGCUCACCGACUCGCCUACAAGAAAUAUCUCAAAAAAUUAAUUUACGUCAACAUGUGACACAGUACUGAUAAACAUUUGUCUAAUCUUAAAUAAGUAGAUAUGGAUGGUACCUACACAAUUAAUUUAAUACCAAACGAUCUGAGCGUUGAAGAAACAAUUCUUCAGAUUGCCGAUGCUUU
Molecule: messenger RNA, 4177 nt
Organism: Pieris rapae (cabbage white)
Lineage: Eukaryota; Metazoa; Arthropoda; Insecta; Lepidoptera; Pieridae
Gene: dome
Product: cytokine receptor
Exons: 2
Coding region: 316-4038 (1240 amino acids)
Molecular function (GO): protein binding
Source: RefSeq, a predicted model, not a curated record